Molecule: messenger RNA, 1717 nt
Organism: Durio zibethinus
Lineage: Eukaryota; Viridiplantae; Streptophyta; Magnoliopsida; Malvales; Malvaceae
Source: RefSeq, a predicted model, not a curated record
AUGAAACCAGCAGAUAUUCAUGAUGAAGCUAUGAUUAACAAAAAAAAAAAAAAAAAUCACUUCAAAUUGCAUAUAACCAUAAUAUGUUCUCAAUUGGAUAGUGUGACAAAGGUUUUUAAGAUGAUGCCACAAAGGGAUGUCGUUUCAUGGAAUACAGUAAUUGCAGGGAAUGCAAAUGGAAUGUAUGAAGAAGCUUUGAGGAUGGUUAGGGAGAUGGGGAAUGCCAACGUGAAACCUGAUUCAUUUACUUUGUCGAGCGUACUUCCUAUAUUUGCGGAGUAUUUGGAUAUCAUGAAAGGAAAGGAGAUUCAUGGAUAUGCUAUUAGACAUAGGUUUGAUUCUGAUUUGUAUAUAGGUAGUAGUUUGAUUGAAAUGUAUGCCAAAUGUGCUCAGAUUGAAGAUUCAUGCCAUGUAUUUAAUCUGUUGCCUCAAAGAGAUGAUAUUUCUUGGAAUUCGAUUAUUGCAGGGUGUGUACAGAAUGGUAUGUUUGAUGAAGGUCUGAAGUUAUUUCGUCGAAUGUUAAUGGCUAAAGUAACACCAAGAGAAGUUUCAUUUUCUAGUAUUAUGCCGGCUUGUGCUUACUUGACAACACUGCAUUUAGGAAAGCAACUUCAUGGUUACAUAAUUCGGGGUAGAUUUGAUGGUAAUGUGUUUAUAGCCAGCUCACUUGUUGAUAUGCAUGCCAAAUGUGGAAACAUCAACGCCGCUAGGUGGAUUUUUGAUCAAAUGGAACACCAUGACAUGGUUUCAUGGAAAGCGAUAAUCAUGGGACAUGCUUUUCAUGGACAUGCCUAUGAUGCCCUUUCAUUAUUCGAGCAGAUGGAAAAGGAUGGGGUGAAACCUAACUAUGUAUCUUUUAUAGCUGUCUUUACUGCUUGUAGUCAUGCUGGAUUGACAGAUGAAGCUUGGAUGCAUUUCAAAAGUAUGAGCCAGAAUCAUGGUAUUACACCUGGCUUGGAACGCUAUGCUGCUAUAGCAGACCUUGGUCGUGCAGGAAAGUUGAAGGUAGCUUAUGAAUUCAUCUCUAGCAUGCAUAUUGCACCUAUAGGCAGUAUUUGGUCAACGCUACUAUCUGCUUGUAGAGUCCAGAAUAACCUUGAGUUGGCUGAAAAGGUUGCCAAUGAAAUAUUUAAAGUUGAUCCAGAGAAUGUGGGAGCUCAUAUUCUGAUGUCAAAUAUGUAUGCAGCUGCUUGUAGAUGGAAAGAUGCAGCAAAGAUGAGAAUCUUUAUGAAGAAAAAAGGCAUAAGAAAGGAACCAGCUUGCAGUUGGAUAGAAGUUAAAAACAGGGUUCAGACUUUCAUUUCAGGAGAUAAAUCACAUCCUCUUUAUGACAGAAUAUUUAAGGCAUUGAAAGAUCUUAUGGAGAGGAUUGAACGAGAAGGGUAUAUUCCUGACACAAAUGAGGUUUUCCAUGAUGUUGAGGAGGAGCAGAAGAAAUACUUGCUAUUUAGCCAUAGUGAGAGAUUAGCUUUAGCUUUUGGCAUCAUUAGCACUCCUGCUGGGACAACAAUUCGAAUAACCAAGAACAUUCGUGUUUGUGUGGACUGCCACACAGCUAUAAAGUUCCUGUCAAAGAUUACUCAAAGAGAGAUAAUCGUGAGGGAUAAUAGCAGAUUUCACCAUUUCAAAGACGGAGAGUGUUCAUGCAGAGAUUAUUGGUAACAGGCCGAAAAUGAAAUGAUGUUGAGAUCCAAACCAUUGAUCAUCUACAAGCUGA